AGUGUACAUUCUUAGAUACACGCAGAGAGGGACACACACCAACCGAGAAAGAGUGUAUUUUCCUACAGAAAAAACAGAAAAUAAAACCACAAAGGAAAAAUUAUUAAACAAAUAAAAAGACUGGUGAAAAUACAAAAACUUUUCUGUGGCUUUGGAUUCUUCUGGCAAAUCGUGCCUGCCAGCUUUGCUUGAGCAUGUCUAAACUAGAAUGUUAAUAAAUUUUGUCUGGGAAAAAAAAAUAAUAAUAAUAAAAAAAUUCGAGAAAACAAAAAAGGGCUUACCUUGAUAUUGGUUUUUUCUUUUGUGGGUGGUUUUGAGCUGAGACAGGGAAAGUGUCGGAGAGGCAGAGAAUGAGAGAGAUGAUGGAGAUUUGGAGGUGGGUUUUGGUGUUUAUGUGCAUCUGCAUUUUGGGAUGGAAGCCAAGUUCCAUCAAUGCUGCUACAGAUCCGCAAGAUGUUGCUGCUCUAAAGAUCUUAUACACUAGCAUGAAUUCCGCACCUCAGCUUACUCAGUGGAGUUCAAGUAGUGAUGACCCAUGCGGACAAGGUUGGAAAGGUGUUACUUGCUCAGGCCAACGGGUGACUGAAAUUGAUAUAUCUAAUCUUGGACUUACUGGUAAUCUUGGGUACCAGCUACAACCUUUGUCAGCAUUAACCAUCUUAGAUGUGAGCGGUAAUAACCUCGGAGGCAGUAUACCUUAUUCACUUCCUCCAAAUGCCACACGACUAAAUUUUGCUUCUAAUAUCUUUAGUGGCAACAUCCCAUAUUCUCUUAAUCAGAUUACUUCUCUUAAAUAUCUAAAUAUCAGCCACAAUCAGCUGCAGAACCAACUGGGUGAUAUUUUUGGAUCGCUUUCCUCUCUCACCACAUUGGAUCUCUCUUUCAAUUCUCUCACAGGUAACCUUCCUGAGAGUAUAAGCUCUCUUUCAAGUGUGAACACAAUGAAUCUGCAAAAUAACCAGUUUACAGGAACAAUUGACUUCCUUGCCAAUCUUCCCCUUGAAAAUCUGAAUAUUGAAAAUAACCAUUUUACUGGCUGGGUUCCUGAGCCGUUGAAAAAUAUUAAUCUGAAGAAGGACGGUAACUCGUGGAGCUCAGGGCCUGCUCCUCCACCUCCACCUGGGACACCUCCUGCAGGCAGAAAUAACCGAAAUCACAAGUCUGGUGGCAAUGAUACACCAUCAAGUGGUGGUGGUGGUGGGGGUGGCAAAUCAGGAAUAGGAGCUGGAGGAAUAGCAGGAAUAGUGAUAUCAAUCUUUGUUGUUGGAGGGAUUAUAGCAUUCUUCCUUAUAAAGAGAAAAUCCAGGAGGUCUUCCGCAGAUAUUGAAAAGCUUGAUAAUCAGCCCUUCGCUCCUCUUAAUUCAAAUGAAGUGCAAGAAAUGAAGUCAAUACAACCUCCUUACACUAUCAACACAAAGACAUUUGACACUUCUGCCUCAAUAAAUCUUAGACCCCCACCAAUUGAUCGUCACAAAUCAUUUGAUGAAGAUGAUUUCUCAAAAAAGCCAGUUGUUGUCAAGAAAACUGUCACUGCUCCUACAAAUGUGACGUCAUAUUCCAUAGCAGAUUUGCAGGUGGCUACUGGAAGCUUCAGUGUUGAAAACCUUCUUGGUGAGGGGUCCUUUGGACGUGUUUAUCGGGCUCAAUUUAGUGAUGGGAAGGUUCUUGCUGUGAAGAAAGUAGAUGCAUCUGUCCUUCCAAGCCAUCUGUCUGAUGAUUUCAUGGAAAUCGUUUCAAACAUAUCCAGAUUGCACCACCCCAAUGUAACAGAUUUGGUGGGCUAUUGUUCGGAGUAUGGGCAGCACCUGCUAGUCUAUGAGUUCCAUAAAAAUGGUUCACUGCAUGACUUCCUGCAUCUAUCAGAUGAAUACAGCAAACCAUUGAUUUGGAACACCCGUGUCAAGAUUGCUCUGGGAACAGCACGUGCAUUAGAGUAUCUACAUGAGGUUUGUUCUCCAUCAAUCAUUCACAAAAAUAUCAAGUCAGCCAACAUAUUACUGGAUGCAGAGCUCAACCCUCACCUUUCAGACUCUGGCCUGGCAAACUUUAUCCCAAAUGCUGAUGAGGCACUGGACAGCAGUGCUGGAUCUGGAUGUAGUGCACCAGAGGUUACGAUGUCUGGCCAAUAUACUCUGAAGAGUGAUAUCUACAGUUUUGGAGUGGUCAUGCUGGAGCUACUUAGUGGACGCAAACCGUUUGAUAGCUCAAAGCCUAGAUCUGAACAGUCAUUGGUUAGAUGGGCGACACCCCAGCUUCAUGACAUUGAUGCUCUUUCUAAAAUGGUAGAUCCAGCACUCAAAGGGCUCUAUCCUGUUAAAUCUCUCUCCCGGUUUGCUGAUGUGAUUGCUCUGUGUGUCCAGCCGGAACCUGAGUUCCGACCACCAAUGUCAGAAGUGGUUCAAGCAUUGGUUCGGUUAGUGCAGCGCGCUAACAUGAGUAAAAGAACGAUUGGAACUGAGCAAGGAGGAUCCCAGCGUGGUGAAAACCCAGAUACACAUGACAAUUUGUCUUGAAAUGGAAGUUAAUACGAUGAGUUUAUUUGGCUUGGUUAAGCACCAUAUUUUACCUGAUUUCAAUACUUGGUAGAAUAUGUUUGUUAAUAUUACAUAGUUGAGGUAGUUUCUUUCAUUGCUGUUGGAAAUUUGAAAAUUGAUCUGGGUGGUGGGUGCUGAAUGUCUUUUUUGAACAUUGAUUCGGAUGAAAGAUAUUUUACUUUGCCAUAAUAUUUACCAUAUCCACAAAAUUCACUGUACACCAAUGCCAGUUAUAAUAAGUGGUUAUUUUUUA
Messenger RNA from Ziziphus jujuba (common jujube), 2787 nucleotides. RefSeq names its product protein STRUBBELIG-RECEPTOR FAMILY 6. NCBI's taxonomy places the organism in Eukaryota, Viridiplantae, Streptophyta, Magnoliopsida, Rosales, Rhamnaceae. The transcript is spliced from 16 exons. Gene Ontology annotation, biological process: protein phosphorylation. The record is from RefSeq and is a predicted model, not a curated record. Gene Ontology annotation, molecular function: protein binding; ATP binding; protein kinase activity. Bases 351 to 2513 code for a protein of 720 amino acids.